Messenger RNA from Protomyces lactucae-debilis, 159 nucleotides. RefSeq lists its product as uncharacterized. Lineage: Eukaryota; Fungi; Ascomycota; Taphrinomycetes; Taphrinales; Protomycetaceae. The record is from RefSeq and is a predicted model, not a curated record. The transcript has a single exon. The coding region runs from base 1 to 159 and encodes 52 amino acids.
AUGCAGGGUCUUGCUGGUGGCGACGGCGGCGAGCAACCAGACUUUGCCAAGAUGAUGGCCGACAUGCAAGGCUCUGCUCCCUCUGGACAGCUGCCAGAAGGCGACUCGGAUGACGAGGAGGAGUUGCCUGCGUUGUCUGAAGUCAAAGAUGACAAGUGA